GUGCUUAAAGUAUCUAAAAUGAAUCCGUGUUAUCGGGAAUCUUUCAUAUCUGGGUGAAAUUUUCCGAAGGAGGACAGCUGUCUAAUAUGCAGCAUUCAAGCAGCCUCUUCGCAACAGAACACCACUGACUCUGGUAGCAAGGUUAACUUUGGAUUGUCAAAUUAUUCCGAUAACUUAAGUUCGGUUUAAAAAUGUCAGACAGAUACAAUGAUGUCAAAAUUCUUCUGAAAGACUGGGAGCGCGCAUUUCUACAGGAACAAAAGCGAAAACCCAACAAGGAUGACAUUGACAAAGCACCCGAGGAGACUAAAAAGCUCUACAAAGAAUAUCGUACAUUGAAAGAAGCUAAAGAGAACAAUACUAGUAAACAUGAGGUACCAACGCAAACCCCAGAGACCAACAUCACAACCAAGGAACCAGACUGCUGGGGAUCCCACCUGAGCCGCAAGAAUAUGCCUGUUGCUCCUCCGAAGCUCACCCCAAAAGAGAAGGAGUCUAUGCAGGCCUCUGCACAGUACUUUGGCAUGAAGCUGAAAUUAAAUAUUGGGUCUUUGACCAAGGACAGACCAGUGACUCUGAAAAAGUCCCUCACUCCCCGACGAACACCACUGAAAACGUGGAAAGAUAGCCAGGAGGAGUCGGGUCCCCCAGCAGUAAUUGCUAAUGUUGAGCUGCCUCUUCCAAAACCAGCCAACACGUGCCCAGACCCCAGUGCCACGCCUGUGCAAACAGCCAGCACACACUUGGACGAGGAGCCAUUUGAGCCUUUCAUGUCUUCACCAGCCUUCACCCCGUCCAAAGCACGGUGCCCUACUACGACGCCUGGUUCCUCAGCCAGCCUGGCAAAGAGAGCACAGCAGCUGCGCCAUUCCGUGAGCAAUCGUCUGUCGUCCGUGGACCACGGCUGGCUGCAGCGCUGUCAGGUGUUUGACGAAAUGGACGGCGGUGAGCGCCCGGUCGUAGGCAACGUGGAGAAGAAGAAGAAAGAGGAGGAGGAGGAGAAGGAGGAUUCUGGCCAGUCGAGCAGUGGCCGCGCUCCAUCGCCUCGUGCGGCCGCCGCGGCCGAGUUGACGCCGGCCCGUGCCAGCCCGAAUAAACCGGCUCCCGCGGGAGACGCGGCGGCCAGGAACGCCCCGGCCCGUCCGCGGCCUCCAGACGACAGGCCACAGAUGGGUGGCGUAACGUCUCCGGUCGGAGCUGCCUGUCUCUGGGCCGAGGGCCACGGCUCCUCAUUAGGGCCCAAUGAUGGAGGAGGAGAAGGAGGAGGAGGAGGAGGAGAAGGAGACGGGGAUGGAGAAACCAGACCUGGUCUCGGAGGAGCAGCAGGAGCGGAGCGGGUCAGAGUCGAGCGGGCCAGUGGCACCGGCGCCGCCAAGAGGCCCCGGGCGCGAGCCAGGAAAAGACGGGAGGAGGAAGAGGAGCAGCAGAAGGAGGAGGAAGAGCCCGGGCAGGCGAGGGAGCAAGGUAAGGAACCGAGGCCGAAGAAGGGGCCGCAAAGAAAGGGCCGAAAGAGGCCGAGGGACGACAAAGACGACGGCGACGGAGGAGAGGAGGAAGAGGGAAAAGGAGACGGGGAACAGAAACCAGGAGACGAAGGAGACGAAAAGAGGGGCACAGCCAAGAAGAGGAGGAGGACGACCAAGAAGGGAGAGACGACGAGCGCUUCAGACAGCCCCAAAAAAGCCAGGGCUCCACGUGGGCGGAAACAGAAGGCCAGAGGAAGCGGAGGAGACGGCAACGACCCCGAGGAGCAGGAGGAGGAGGAGGAGGAGAAGAAAGCGUUAAAGCAGAAGGCCGCGAGGCCCCCCCAGGAGAACCUGCUGGGGGAGGUGGACGAGGAGGACGCUCGGGCCGCCUCCUCCUCCUCCAGAGUGAGGAACACCAUGAGGCCAAGUGGACCCAAAAAUACAGAUGCCAACUUUGUGAAAAUCAACUUGAAGAAAAAGUCUCAUGUCAAAGGAUAUGCCUUAAGAGGGGCUGGACUCCGCAAACAGAUAUACAUGCAGAAGUUCCAGCUGAAGGGCGAGCGCUUUGGAGGGUUCGGAGGUCGAGGUCGAGGAGGCCGAGGCCGCGGAGGCUUUAGCAAUUUCAAUCGCCAAGGAGACACGUGCUUCAAGUGUGGCGGCACAGGCCACUGGGCGAUGAACUGCAUGGGCAAAGCUCCGGCUCCUGCGGUGGACAGUGGCGCCGCUGACGGUGCGACUCCCGAGGAAGACGAGCCGUUCGAGCUGCCCACCCUGGAGGAGGUUGCCCGGGCGACCGGGACUCUGCGCUCGGAGCCCAUAGUGGUAGCACCACCACUGCCGAGUGUAGGGGAUGAUGCCGACGACCAGGAGGACAAGCAGGAAGAGGUCCUUCUGAACGUGAUCAGACCGGACUAUGAGCGGCCUCCCCCACCGCCUCCGAUGGAGCCCCUCUACGGCCUCAACGAGGAUGGCAAAGUCCGAGCUGCUCCAGAGGAAGUCUUGGAGGCCCUCAGGGACUUUGGAUACAAAUCCUUCAGGCCCGGACAGGAGGUGGCCAUAAUGCGAAUCCUAUCUGGCCUGUCUACGCUUGUGGUGUUGUCUACCGGGAUGGGGAAAUCUUUGUGCUACCAGCUCCCAGCGUAUCUCUAUGCCCAGAGGUCCAACUGCAUCACGCUUGUGGUCUCUCCUCUGGUCUCCCUGAUGGAUGAUCAGUUGUCAGGGUUGCCUCCCAAUCUCAAGGCCGCUGCCAUUCAUUCUAACAUGUCAAGGAAACAGAGGGAAACUGCCAUAGAAAAGGUGAAGGCAGGCCAGGUGCACGUGCUGCUGCUCUCCCCGGAGGCGUUGGUGGGUGGGGGCCACUCGGGCGCAGGCUGCUUGCCCCCAGCUGACCAGCUCCCCCCAGUGGCGUUCGCCUGCAUUGACGAGGCCCACUGCGUGUCUGAGUGGUCCCACAACUUCAGGCCCUGCUACCUCCGACUGUGCAAGGUGCUGAGAGAUCGUCUGGGCGUUCGCUGUCUGCUGGGUCUGACGGCUACGGCCACUCUCUCCACGGCGCUGGACAUCGCCCAGCAUCUGGACAUCACUGACCAGGACGGCAUCGCCGUGCGCUCCGCUGCCGUGCCACACAACCUGCGGCUGUCCGUCUCCAUGGACCGAGAUAAGGACCAGGCCCUGGUGACUCUGCUGAAGGGUGAGCGCUUCGGGGCGCUGGAGUCCAUCAUCGUCUACUGCACCAGGCGGGAGGAGACCACGCGCAUCUCUGCACUUCUGCGCACCUGCCUGCAGGGGGUGACGGUCAAGGAGCCCGCCGUCCCCCGCAAACAGGAGGAGGACAACCCCGUGGGCAGGAAGAAGAAAGCUUUGGCCAGGAAGAAGAUCCGCAAGCCGCUGAAGUGGAUCGCCGAGUCCUACCACGCGGGCAUGUCCGCUUCGGAGAGACGCCGCGUCCAGAACAACUUCAUGUGCGGCGAGCUGCGGGUGGUGGUGGCCACCGUGGCCUUCGGCAUGGGCCUGGACAAGUCGGACGUGCGCGGCAUCAUCCACUACAACAUGCCCAAGAGCUUCGAGAGCUACGUGCAGGAGAUCGGCCGCGCCGGGCGAGACAGCGAGCCGGCCCACUGUCACCUCUUCCUCGACCCCGAGGGUGGGGACCUGCACGAGCUGCGGAGGCACAUCUACUCAGACACUGUGGACUACAUCACGGUGAAGAAGCUCGUACAGAAGGUGUUCCCAUCGUGCAAGUGCAGACAGAUUCAUCAGAGGCAUCAGGAAAUGGCUAAGGCCAUGGAAGUGGACGAUGACGAGAUGCUUGAAAUGAUGGACGCUUGUGAGGAGACCCAAGAUGGCCAAGGGCAACCGAGAGAGACCGAGGCACCUGAAGAUGUGCCCAUGGAGGAGACACCUGACCAGACCACCGGCAGAGAGGAGCAGAGUCUCCCGCCAAGCACCGCAACAACAGCCCCACCACAGAGUCAGACCAUCUCUCACACUGACCACAAGGAGGACAUCGCACAGAUGCCUGAAGAGGAGCGCAAGGAGGAGUCUGGAGAUGGCGAGUCUGAGACGACUGAGGGAGAGAAGGGACUGACCGUCACAGAACGAGUUUGUCACACCCACGAGAGGGCCAUCCCAAUGCAGGACACAGUAGAGGCCCUGGACAUCACAGAGGAAGGUCUGGAGACGCUGCUGUGCUACCUGGAGCUGCACGCCCAGCGCUGGGUGGAGCUGCUCCACCCGACCCUCUCCAACUGCAGCCUGCAGUGCUACGGAGGUUCCCAGCAGCUGCGCAAACUCGCCAGAAUCUGUCCCCCCAUCGCGGUGGCCCUGGCGCGGAUGAGGAUGGCAGGGGAGCGCGUGGAGAACUGCAGCUCGCUGGACUUCGACGUGGUGGAGCUGGCCGACACCAUGGGCUGGCAGUUGUACCUGGUCAAGAAAGGACUGAGGCAGCUUCAGUGGGGCUCUGGGUCGUUUGGUGGCACGGGGAGGACUGGCAUCCACGUGGAGUUCAGCAGCCUGUCCUUCUACUUCCGUUCCUACGGCGACCUGAGCCCGGACGAGAUGGACCAGGUGUGUGCGUUCCUGCACGGGCGUGUGGUGGCCCAGGAGAGGACCCAGCUCUACCAACUCACUGCCUGUUUCAAAGCCUUCCGCAGUGUUGCCUUCCGAAACUGCAGCUUCUGCAUGGAUGAGCUGGACGAGGAGAGGAGCCUGAAACUCAAAGAGCUGCUGAGCGAGUACUUCGACAAGAGGAGAGAUCUGGACCUGAGCAAAGAGUUCCAGCAGGACCAGGACGAGGAGGACGACUCGCUUAACAAAUUCAAGAUGAAAGAUUGGGAGGGUCAAAUUCGUGCCGACAUCCGUGGUUUCCUGGCCCUUCGCAGCGAUGAGAAGUUCUCUGGACGGGCAGUGGCAAGGAUAUUCCAUGGAAUUGGGAGCCCAUGCUAUCCUGCCCAGAUUUUUGGCAGGGACCGCCGGUACUGGAGGAAGUACAUUCAGUUUGAUUUCAAUGAAAUCAUCCGCUUUGCCACACAAGAAAUAAUAGGGAGAAAAUGAUGAUGAUGAACUUGUUCUUGAGUUGCUUUUCUGAGUCACCAUUUUAUAGUGAACUUGACAGUUCUGCUCUCUGUAUAUAUGUAUC
Messenger RNA from Sardina pilchardus (European sardine), 5103 nucleotides. RefSeq names its product RecQ helicase-like 4 (gene recql4). The transcript has 24 exons. NCBI's taxonomy places the organism in Eukaryota, Metazoa, Chordata, Actinopteri, Clupeiformes, Clupeidae. Gene Ontology annotation, cellular component: nucleus; chromosome; cytoplasm. The record is from RefSeq and is a predicted model, not a curated record. Bases 192 to 5018 code for a protein of 1608 amino acids. Gene Ontology annotation, molecular function: zinc ion binding; ATP binding; four-way junction helicase activity. Gene Ontology annotation, biological process: DNA replication; telomere maintenance; double-strand break repair via homologous recombination.